This is a messenger RNA of Gadus morhua (Atlantic cod), 1604 nucleotides long. RefSeq names its product D(3) dopamine receptor-like. Gene Ontology annotation, biological process: G protein-coupled receptor signaling pathway. Gene Ontology annotation, cellular component: plasma membrane. The record is from RefSeq and is a predicted model, not a curated record. Lineage: Eukaryota; Metazoa; Chordata; Actinopteri; Gadiformes; Gadidae. The coding region runs from base 193 to 1440 and encodes 415 amino acids. The transcript is spliced from 2 exons. Gene Ontology annotation, molecular function: G protein-coupled receptor activity.
CUUCUCUGGUCAGAGCCCGAUGGCAGGGGUGAUAGGACGGAGACUCAGAGCUGAAUUUAUUUGUGUCUUCAACUUGUUUUAACACUCCGGAUAAGCGUCAUCAUGACUGGAUCUGCUCACCAGUUAGGCCUGCUGCACUAAUUGUGGACAUGUGCAUAACUUAAUUAAAAAAAAUGCGCUGAUAAAGUAACUAUGGCUUCGCACACUUGUUGGAACGAAACCGCCUCGCAGCAGGAAAGCGAGGUGAAUCCCGCGUUCCUGGUGCUCAACUGCGUCAUCCUCUCGCUCACCUUCGUCCUGGGCUUGCCUGCCAACCUGUUGGUUUGCUGGGUGGUGUUCAGAAACCAAAACCUCCAGACCUCUAACAACGCGCUGCUGGUCAGCCUGGCGGCCAGCGACCUCCUGAAGUGCUCCGUGGACACGCCGCUUUUCCUCUUCUCCUUCCUCAGCUACGGGAGACACCCGGAGGUGUCCGUGUCCCUGUGCGCCGUGCAGCGCUUCUCAUACGCGCUGUGCAGCUGCGUUCAGCUCCUCACACUGGUCAGCAUCAGCGUGGAGCGGUACCAAGCCAUCGCCUUCCCCUUCCGGACGCAACGGAGGAAAACCAGGGUGUGCAUUUGGAUCCCGUCCAUCUGGGUCUGCGGCGUCCUCUUAGCCGUCGUAUCGCUGGCUCUCUCAAAACAGGAGCUGUAUCACAUGCUCUGCCGCCGGUACCCUUGGGGGGAUGUGCCCGUUGAGACUCUCCGAUCUACGGAUCCGUUCGGGGCCUAUGUCCUGGUGCCUGUGUGGGGUUUCUCCUUGACCCUGAUCGUUAUUUACUACGCGCGAAUAUUCAAAGUAGUCCGGCAACACCGAAAGCGAGUCUACGACAACGGGAUCCAGCUGAGGCCAACAACGAAACAGGUGUGGAGGUGGUUCAGCUUCGCGGCUUCAGAACCGGGACCAGCUCCUCGUCGUACUCCUCCUCAGCGCCAUCACCUCAAGCUGCUCCCGGCAAUGUGUCGGCCUGCGUCCUGCAGCACGCCGCCGACCAGCCGUCUGAUCACCGUGGCCGAGGCGAGGACGUCCCGGGUCAUCAAGGGGAAGCCCCCGCGGAGCCCCCUUCCGGAGAUCGCAGGAGCGGUUUGUAUUCUGACGCCCCUGGCGAGAGAGCGCGGGAAGAAACGGAUGGAGGGGAAGCUGGCGCAGCGCUUCGGGUACAUCAUCAUCGUUUUCACUCUGUUCUGGGUGCCCAUGGUUGUGACCCUUUUGAUGAACAUCACCUCGUGGCAGAACACCAACUCACUGGCAGUGGAGCUGGAGACAUCUGCCAUGGUGCUGACCAGCGUGCCGGCCGCUGUAGACCCGCUCAUCUACACCAUGGUGACCCGGCAGUUCCGCUCCGAGCUGAAUAAGAUCCUCUCCUCGCUGUCGGUCUUUCCGCGGAAGUUUAAGGGUUGAACGACCUGUUUUUAAUUCACAUUAUGCAUUGACUUAGGCUACGUCUAGUUUAGUCUGCACCUCUUCUACUGAGACAGAGUGGCUGCUGUUGCAAUCAUCAUAUGAUUGCUGAGGGCAAUCAUAUGAUGACCGUAACUCUCUCUCUCUCUCUCUCUCUCUCUCUC